GAUGCCUCGCAGAAAGAAGGAGUGUGGUGUCGAGGGUGGUAGAGUUCGUGAGAAGCCGGUUCAACGCAACGCAGCCAACGCCAGAGAAAGAGCCCGUAUGAGGAUUCUAUCCAGAGCGUUCUCGCGAUUAAAGACAACGCUUCCCUGGGUUCCUGCAGACACGAAACUUUCCAAGCUUGACACCCUUCGUCUUGCCACCUCCUAUAUCGGACACUUGCGGGCGCUGCUGCAGGAAGACGGCGAAGUCAGAACACAAGCGCACCCACUCACUCUGACUUGGCCGUUUAGUUUCCAGAGAGCAACGGAGAGUUCUGGAUCCUCGACCGAACACUGUGACUCCUAUAACCACUUACAACCCACGUCCACCUCUCACAACCACACCCAACCCCAGGUGGAGAGAUAUUUUAGUGACGAUUUGCCCGAUUACGAUUAUUACCCGUCAGACCUUCUUCACAUAGCUUGACACUUAUAUCAGUCAAGACGAUAUAAAUCUGUCAAGAGCAUUCCUGUCACGGCCACACUGUUAUCAAGGUUGCACCUGUCAAGACUGCACAUGUCAGGAUUACAAAAGAGAUUAGGAUUAUAUGUGUCAAGACUACACCGUCUGUCAAGACUACAAAACUUCUCAUCAUCACACCUGUCAAGAGCGGACACCAAUCUAAACAACACAUAGCACAUCCGGGAACCUGUCAAAGCCACACAAUCAAUCAAGACCAUACCUGUCACCACUAUCAGUUUACUCACCCUGUCAACACCAUACUUGUCAAGAAAGCUCCCAGGAUGACUACAUCUCUCAGUUGUCACGACUAAAUGUCAUGACUACACAACCAGUCAAGACCACAUUUUUCAAGACCACUCAACCUCCCACACAAGCUCUCAAAACUAAACCUGUCUAGACCACACAUUGUCAAGAUUACACUUCUUGGCAUGCUCGUAAUACCUAUCAAGCUCACACAACUUGUCAAGACCAUACAAACUGUCAAAAUCCCAUUACUGUAAAUUCCACAUACCUGUCAAGGUUAAGCAUUAUAUAGGCUAUGAUUUUUUUAGCUGCACAUCAGUCAACGCUACUGACAAUGUUAAACCUGUCAAAUAACACCAAAAAGCUAAUCAGUCUUUCAAUACAUCACCUGUCAUGACUAUUCAUGUUAAGACCACUUCUAACAUAUAUGUCAAAGCCACUCACUUCUUAAGGUCUUACACUAGUCAGUACCACAUCUGCAAGGGCCUCACAUGUCAAGACCACACGCUUGUCAAGAUCCGAAAAUAUGUCACGAAGACCUCUUGGGACCAUACAAUAUAGUAAUAUAGCCAUUCAAACCGCAUAGUAUGUUAGGAUUACCUACAUCUUGUCAAGAUAUCGGAAGCUGUCAAGACCACACGCCUGUCAAUACUGACAUCUUGUCAUCGUAACCACUCAAGACAACCCAGCAUUUCAAGACCACACACUCUUGUCAAGAUAACGCUACUUAUCGAAACCACACUUAUGUCCACCAUACACCCUCUCAAGGACCAAUACCUGUCAAGAUAACUUAUCUGUUAAUUCUACACGCUAACGUGCUAAUGUUGCAAGCUGUCAAGAUCACAACUCUUAUGACCACACAGCUUGUCAAGGUCACAAAACCUGUCAAACCCACACAAUGUGAAGACCUCACGAUCUCAGAGCUCUACAAAUCUGCCAGGCUCAUAAAGACCAUCAAGACCACAAACACAUGUCAAAAUCACUCACACAUAUGUAAAGAUUACUCAGCCUUUCAAGGAUACACCUGCCAAGACCACACAACCCAGCAGUCAUGUCGACGUGAUCCAGAUCUUCAAAAAAAAAUAAUUACCAGGUAAAGAUCCUGUUUUACCUGCAUGGUAAAUAUCUGUUGUUGAAACUCAUCACAAAUAUAUCAUGUGGCAGGUCAAACCGUUCGGCUCACGAACGUAAAGUACCGAGUCCCAUCCCCGUACCGGCGGAACGUAUGAACACGUAUUCAUUACACAUGUUGCUAUAUCUGCCCACCUAGCAAUGAGAAUAUGUGUAUGUGUUAGCCUCAACUGUUGCAUCGCAUCCAGGAGAAAAAUGAUAUGUAAGUGGGCAGGAAAAUCUAGUUUUCAAGUGUUUGGCCAAAUGUACCCGUGCAAUGUACCCGUGCAAUGUACCCGUGCAAUGUACCCGUGCAAUGUACCCGUGCAAUGUACCCGUGCAAUGUACCCGUGCAAUGUACCCGUGCAAAGUACCCGUGCAAUGUACCCGUGCAAUGUACCCGUGCAAUGCUCAAGACAAAAAAAUUACUACGUGUAUGUGA
Messenger RNA from Cherax quadricarinatus, 2294 nucleotides. RefSeq names its product musculin-like. Gene Ontology annotation, molecular function: RNA polymerase II transcription regulatory region sequence-specific DNA binding; protein dimerization activity; DNA-binding transcription factor activity, RNA polymerase II-specific. Gene Ontology annotation, biological process: regulation of transcription by RNA polymerase II; developmental process. The record is from RefSeq and is a predicted model, not a curated record. NCBI's taxonomy places the organism in Eukaryota, Metazoa, Arthropoda, Malacostraca, Decapoda, Parastacidae.